CAUAUGAAAUGUAUUUUCCUGUUUUUUUUUUUUUUUUAAUGUUUAAAUGAAAAGUUUGAGAAGGUAUAGCCCUAAAAUACCCUAGAUCAUUCUGGAGUUCGGGUCAGACAGCCGCCGCACACUAUUUCUUCCGCUUCGCCUUCUUCUUCUUCUUCUUCCACUUCUGGUCUCAUCUAUCUUUCGAUUCUUCACUCCUUCACAAGGCUAACUAUUUGUUUUCUUCUAGUCAAAAAACCGGAGUAACAAUUCCAAUUCAAAUGGAGGACUGGGAGGAUGAGCAUAUUCCGCCUGUUAUUACUACAGAGCCACUUAGUAGUAAAUGGGCUGAUGAAGAUGUGGAUGAGAAUGAUGUCAAGGAUUCAUGGGAGGAUGAUGAUGAAUCUCAACCUGCUACUGAACCUGCAAGAAAUCCUCCUGCUGAUAAAGCACCUAAGAAAUCUUCAGUAAAGGCUGCUGAUAAGAAAGUUAAAGCCGUUGAGUCAAAGGAAGAGCCACUAGAUCCUGUAGCUGAGAAACUUCGCCAACAGAGGCUUGUGGAAGAAGCAGAUUACAAGUCCACAAAGGAACUGUUUGCUAAGAAAGGCGAAGACAAAACUCUUGAUAAUUUUAUCCCCAAAUCUGAAAGUGACUUUCAGGAAUACGCAGAACUGAUCUCUCAUAAACUAUUACCGUUUGAGAAAAGUUUUCAUUACAUUAAUCUGCUUAAGGCAGUUAUGAGACUGGCGACGACUUCAUUGAAAGCGGCAGAUGCUAAAGAUGUUGCAUCUUCUAUCACAGCAAUUGCAAAUGAGAAGCUAAAAUUGGAAAAGGAGGCCAAUGCUGGUAAAAAGAAGACAGGUAGGUGUUUCUUAUCGUUUGUGUUUUUCUUCUGUCUUUUGUAUGUUUUAAUUUGGUUUAGUUAUAUUGUUCUUAGGUUGAUUUGGAAGCGAAGAUAAAAUAAUUUAGAUUAGAGGCAGAUGCAUUAGAAUAUUAGGUACUUUAUAAUAUCCAUCAGUACAAUGUUUGAAAUUGCAUUUCUAUUGCGCGCCUCGUUUUGAGGCAAAAAGACGCACUAUUGUGUGCACCUCAGUAUUUGUAAGAGAGGCGUACGCCUCAAACGUGUGAGGUGGUGGAAAAUGGUCUAAGGUGUAUAAAAGAGUGAGGCGCACGCCUUAAAAAAACAAGAUUUAAGGUUUUUUUUAGCCCAUUUUCAUUCAACAACUUGAAAGAUAGCCCAAUAACAUUUAACUUAAGAAAAGGGCCCAAUAAAGCACAAUAAAAACCCAAUAAAACAAAUAACUAAAAAAAA
Messenger RNA from Cannabis sativa, 1288 nucleotides. RefSeq lists its product as uncharacterized. NCBI's taxonomy places the organism in Eukaryota, Viridiplantae, Streptophyta, Magnoliopsida, Rosales, Cannabaceae. The coding region runs from base 258 to 935 and encodes 225 amino acids. Gene Ontology annotation, molecular function: translation initiation factor activity. Gene Ontology annotation, cellular component: cytoplasm; eukaryotic translation initiation factor 3 complex. The transcript has 6 exons. The record is from RefSeq and is a predicted model, not a curated record.